Messenger RNA from Trypanosoma rangeli, 2187 nucleotides. RefSeq names its product putative ribose-phosphate pyrophosphokinase. Lineage: Eukaryota; Euglenozoa; Kinetoplastea; Trypanosomatida; Trypanosomatidae. The record is from RefSeq and is a predicted model, not a curated record. The transcript has a single exon. Gene Ontology annotation, cellular component: cytoplasm; ribose phosphate diphosphokinase complex. Gene Ontology annotation, biological process: 5-phosphoribose 1-diphosphate biosynthetic process; purine nucleotide biosynthetic process. The coding region runs from base 1 to 2187 and encodes 728 amino acids. Gene Ontology annotation, molecular function: magnesium ion binding; ribose phosphate diphosphokinase activity.
AUGCGAACAGGCAAAGGCGUUUCGGAGGGGCAGGCGUUUCACCGGCGUCUCCUGUCUGAGUACAACACUGAGAUCACCCUCGAAAAUUACGUCUCAUACUUUGAACUGAAGCCUAUUGCCAAGGCGGUGGAGCAGCUGCGACAAGAGAUUGAUGAGCGCAGGGGUUUGGCGGCGGCCGAGGCGGCGUCAGCCACACUCUCGUCCACACCGCAGAGGGGUGCCGCAGAGCCAUUAUCACAAACAGAGAGUGAACUGGAAUUGAUGGAAAUUAUAGAAAAGCGGCAUGCACUGGAAGAAAAAUUUUUUGAGGAGCUGAGAGCCUCCUUCGUGAAGGUAAAGAGGUAUUUGUGGCAGUUGGAGGAUAACCUCCUUGUACGUGUGCAUGAAUUGGAGAAGCUAACGGAGGAGGAGAUCCGCGCCCGCCCGGAUGAGUGUAUUGCCGAGUUGUACGUGAGUGUUCAGACCAUCCUGCGCUACCGUUCGCUUAAUCUUGCGGCGUUUCGCAAGAUCAUGAAAAAAUUUAUGGCCCGCUGCGCAUGCGAUAGCUUGGAGCUGCAGCAACGUCUGAGGGCUGUGGAUGAUACCAUUGCCAAAAGCGCCAUCGCACAACCACGACUUGAUAUCCGCCGCAUUGCAUUGGAUCUUAUUGCACUUUAUGGUACGGUGUAUCGUCUCACAUAUGAAGAGACUCUGACGAACUUAAGCCACUAUGAAUACAAGGCUGGGGUCAACAUCCGCCGUAUUUUACCACACAGUGAAACGUUUUUCUUUACCCUGAACUUUCCGCAUCAGGAGAGGCAAGGAAACUUCGCGGUGCGUAUUCUACCCGGGGACGCGAGCGUCUUUUGUGAAAAGAUGAUAUGUGAGGUGUUGCAGUGUGAGCGAUACCCGCCGUGUUGCAGUCAGUUUCCAAAUGGGGAGGUUAGUGUAAAUUUUGCUCGAACCCUGCGCGGAGAUGAUGUAUUCGUGCUUCAAUCUAUGGUGCGGUGCGAUCAAAUUGGUCUGUCGCUCUCUGGCAACCUCAUGGAGUUGGCUUUGAUGCUGCAUACGGCAAAGUUAAGUUCUGCCGCUCGGGUAACAGCAGUCAUUCCUUACCUCGCCUACGCUAACAGUGUCUCUUCCAUGGCUCUUGUGGCCGAGCUGCUUGAAAAGAUGGGCUGUCAACACGUGAUUACAGUUGAUAUGUUUAAUGAGCAGACGGAAGGGAUGUUCUCCGUACCACUGGAAAAUAUAUCGGCCAGGUACGAGUUUGUUCGUUUCAUUGUCACCCAGCUGACAAAUGAGGGUCAUGAUUUCCGCAACAUAUCGGUUGUGGCCCCCACAGGCAACGCCGUCAACCGCGCAAAGGUUUUUGCAGAUGCCUUAAUGAACUACAAGAAGUUAUCCAGUGAGGAGAAGUUUGUCCCUGUUUGCACGGUAGUCUAUCGUCAUCCGUGUCCGGGACCACCUCUACCCACAAACAUGUUGCCUAGACCCCGUGAGUCCUGUGAACCUGCAGCAGCAGCGCCUCUGGAGUUUGGCUCUUCUACCUAUGCUGAACUCGAUCAGGUCUCCGAUCGAGGAGUGGCGGCCCGCACAAGCCGCGCACCGCUGGAGGCCAUGCAGGCAGCUCCCACCUCCGUCCAUUCGACUGGCGAGUUGUCUGGCGCUACGAACAUCAAGCAACAGCAACAGCAACCACAAGCAGGAACGGUGUCAAAUGCGCCAUCUCCAGCUGAUGGAGGAAGUCCAUUUAGUUCUACGAACGGCAUUUAUGCCUACGAGCAGGCGCUGCGGCAGCAGCAGGAAGGCACAGGGGCCAUUCGCGAAAGGCACCUGGAGAACCCCGCCCAAACCGAGGGUGUGGCACUCGUGGGUGACGUCAGGGAUCGCCUUUGCAUCAUUGUUGACACCAUCAUUGAUGAGGCGAUUAAAAUCUGCCGCACAGCCUGGAAGCUGCAUGAGGCAGGGGCAAGUCGCAUUAUCGUCAUGGCGACGCACUUCAUUCUCUCCGCUGGGGCUGAGGAGCGGAUCAUCAACAGCCCCAUUGACCUCGUUGUUGUUACCGACAGCGUGAACCAGGACGCCGCGCUCAAGAACCCCCUACUCGCACGAAAACUUCGGCUACUGCCCAUUGCCCCGCUGCUUGCCCGCGCUAUUGAGAAGAUGCAUACGGAAAACACGCUCAGGACAUUCUUCGAGAAGUAG